Molecule: messenger RNA, 330 nt
Organism: Notodromas monacha
Lineage: Eukaryota; Metazoa; Arthropoda; Ostracoda; Podocopida; Cyprididae
Source: the annotation of a GenBank genome assembly
GUUACGGUUGCUGGUGGCAAAUGGACGACGUAUCGGGCAAUGGCGGAAGAUACUAUUACGAAGGCUGUCGAAGAAUGUAACUUGAAACCAAUCAGUGCUUCAAGGACGGCUGGUCUUCUGCUUGAAGGAGCCCACUUCUGGACUCCUACGCUUUUUAUCCGCCUUGUCCAGGAUUUCGGCCUCGAAACGGAGGUUGCACAACAUCUCUCCAACACCUAUGGUGACAGAGCGCUUUCAGUCGCUAAAAUGGCGUCAUUGACUGGAAAAAGAUGGCCUGUUGUCGGUCGUCGUAUUCACGAAGAUUUCCCGUACAUUGACGCGGAGGUUUGU